AUGGCAACCUACUGUCCACAACUUUUGCCAAAAAAAUCAUCGACAAACACAGACCAAAUAAAAAAAUCUAAUAGUGAUAAGAUGAAUACAGCUUUUACUGUGGCAACAUGGAACGAUGCGAAAGAUGCAUAUUCUAAAAUGAAAAACAUCCUCACCAACAGUAAAACAAGAAUAUCAACAAAAUUAAAACUUUUAGUGUGUUACAUUUUCCCUUUCCUAACUUACGGCCCUGAGUCCUGGACAAUUUCUAAAGAAAUGAAAAAAAAUGCUGAGAUGUCGUUUUUAGGAAAAAUUAUGAAAAUUAGUUUGAACUCUUUAAAACAGUUCGGUUAUGAAAAGAGAAGAUUACUAAAAAUAAUCCGACGGGGGCAGUUAAAGUUUUUUGGUCACAUCAUGCGGAAGGAAAGAAUGGAAAAUCUAACAACUACUGGAAAGAUUGCAGGGAGAAAAGAUCGCGAAAUUGGCCGUGACGUGUGUGGCUCAAGUGACGAUGAGUGUGAUUAUUUCGGAAGCUGUCAGUUUGCAUCGACCGCCAACUGCUAA
Helobdella robusta is the source of this 543-nucleotide messenger RNA. RefSeq lists its product as hypothetical. The transcript is spliced from 3 exons. NCBI's taxonomy places the organism in Eukaryota, Metazoa, Annelida, Clitellata, Rhynchobdellida, Glossiphoniidae. Bases 1 to 543 code for a protein of 180 amino acids. The record is from RefSeq and is a predicted model, not a curated record.